AUGGAUACAAAAAUUCCGCCGCAAUUAGAAUUGAGUGGUAAUAUUGCCGAAAAUUAUAAAAAAUUUAAACAAAGGUUAGAAAUUUAUCUAAUGGCAAAUGAUUUUGAUGGAAAACCGGACGAAAGAAAAGUAGCGAUACUCUUAAAUAUUAUCGGUGAAGAGGGGCUGGAGGUUUUUAAUAACUUUCAGUUAGGAGAAGUUGAAAGAAAGAAUUAUAAAAUUGUUCUCGAUAAAUUUGAUGAAUACUUUCUACCUCAGAAGAAUGUCAUAUAUGAAAGGUAUAAUUUUUAUAAAAGAUGUCAAGAGAACAAUGAACCAUUUGAAAUUUUCCUGAAAGAGGUGAAAACAUUGGCGAAAGGCUGUGAGUUCCUGGAAGAAAAGGAUAUGAUUAGAGACAGGAUUGUCUUGGGGAUCAAUGAUUCUAAAGUUCAAGAGAAAUUAUUAAGUAUAAGAGAUUUGAAGCUCGAGAAAGCAAUUCAAAUUUGCAAAGCUGCAGAAGUGUUAAAAGAACAAAUGAAAGAGAUGACAGAGGUGAAAAAGGUAGAAAAAGUGGAAAAGAAAGGUGUAAAAAACCCACAAAAAAUUUACAACCAGAAGAAACUUCAAUUGGAAAAUGGCAAGGCUCAUGAAAAAAAUAAGUUUCAAUGUAGACGUUGUCAGAAGUGGCAUGGGCCAAGAGAAUGUCCAGCAUUUGGAAAAGAGUGUCAAAAAUGCGGCAAACUAAACCAUUUCAAAGUAGCUUGCAAGGUGAGGCAAGUGCAAAGAAUUGAAGCUGAAGCAAAUGAUGAAGAAGAAUAUUUGGUCAUCGAUAGCGUGGGACAAACAAGGAAAGAGAUAUUUGAAGUACGGAGCAACGCCUGGUAUGAAGAUCUGAUCAUAGAGGGUCGCAAGAUUAAAUUCAAAUUGGAUACAGGAGCGGAGGCAAACAUAAUCCCAUACUCAACGUUUCAGCAACUACGAAGCCAAAAACUGGUGAGGACGAAAACUGUAUUAGAAGCAUACGGUGGAGUCAAGUUUAAACCAGUGGGAGUUGUUACCUAUAAGUGUAAAGCGAAGGAUAAGAUGAUAGAUUUAACAUUUUUAGUAGUAGAUGUAGAUAGAGUGCCAUUGUUAGGAUUAGAGGCGUGCGUGAAGUUGCAGUUUAUCAAAAGAAUAGACAAGAUUCAAACUGUGGAGACUAGAGUAGAAUUUAUAGAAGUGAAUAAAGAUUUGUUUACGGGGUUAGGAAAAUUUCCGGAGAAAUGCAAAAUAAUUGUAAAAGAAGAUGCAAUACCAGUAGUCAGAGCACCGCGGAGAGUUCCAUUAGCAAUUAAAGACAAAUUAAAUAAGACGUUACAAGAGUUAGAGAAAAAAGAAAUAAUUAAAAAAGUUGAGGGGCCAACAGAUUGGGUGAGCAAUUUAGUAGUAGUGGAGAAACCAAAUGGAUCACUAAGAAUUUGUAUGGAUCCGUCAGAUCUGAAUAAAAGUAUUGUAAGAGAACAGUGUCUACUACCAAAGAUAGAAGAGAUUCAAGCGACGUUGUCGGGAAAAGAUUGGUUUACAGUCUUAGAUAUGAAGGAUGGAUUCUAUCAGGUAGAAUUAGACGAGGAAUCCAGUUAUCUUUAUGAUAUUAUAAUAUGUGGUGAUACCAAAGAAAGUCAUGAUGCCGCGCUAAAUAAAGUGUUAGAAAGAGCUAGAUUGAAUGGAGUUAAGUUUAAUAUGGAUAAAGUGCAAUUUAGGCAUAGAAAAGUUAAAUAUCUUGGUCAUCAAUUUUCAAAAGAAGGUAUGAGUCUUGAUGAUGAAAGAGUAAGAGCAAUAAGACAGUUGAAAAGACCUAAUAACAAAAAAGAAGUGCAACAAGUAUUAGGUAGUUUUAAUUAUUUUCGUAGCUUUAUUCCAAAUUUAGCUGAAAUGUCGGAACCCUUGAGAGGAUUACUAAAGAGAGAUAAAGAGUUUAGUUGGGCGAAGGCUCAUGAUGAAGCCUUUGAAAAAAUUCAGGAUAGUCUAAUAAAGGCGCCGGUUCUAGCAAAUUUUGAUGUCAGAAAGGAAUUGGUAUUACAGACAGAUGCGUCCAGUAAAGGGUUAGGAGCAUGUUUGAUGCAAGGUGGUAAACCAUUAUCGUAUUUUUCAAGAAGUUUAACCGACACGGAAAAACAAUAUGCGCAAAUAGAAAAAGAGUUUCUUGCUAUUACGAGUGCAGUAGAAAAGUUUAAAAAUUAUUUAUAUGGGAACAAAUUUAAAGUAUUGACGGACCAUAAGCCGUUAAUUGGUUUAAUGAAUAAAAACCUGUCAGAAAUUAUAUCACCCAGGUUGCAAAGAAUGCGUUUAAAAUUAGUAAAAUAUAACUUAGAAGUACAAUACAUCCCAGGAAAAGAAUUAUAUGUAGCUGAUAUGUUAUCUCGAAAUUUUGUACAAGAGAUUGUAGAAGAUGAUAAGGACAUGAAAGAAGUAGUUCACAAUGUAAGGGCCAUAAUUAAUAUUUCGGAUAGGAUGAAAGAGAAAUUUCAAGUAGCAACGGAAAGCGAUGAAAUAUUGAAGAAAGUAAAGGGAUUUUGUGUGAAAGGAUGGCCAAAAGUUUCUAAAACAGAAAGGAGCGAGUUAUUAGUGUAUAGUAACCUGCGGCAUGACCUAGUGGCAUUAGAAAAUGUUAUAUUAUACAAAGAUAGGUUGGUAGUGCCAGUAUCAUUACGUGAAGAAAUGUUAAAAAUUGGUCAUGAAUCACAUAAUGGAAGUAAUAGAAUGCUAAGUAGAAUGCAAGAAGCGUUAUAUUGGCCGUGUAUGAAAAAUGAUAUUGAGCAAUAUACAAAAAAGUGUGAAAUUUGUAAUAAAUUUAGUCCAGCCAAGAUAGCUGAACCCAUGUUGAAACAUAAAAUUGUUGGGAGGCCAUUUGCAAAAAUAGGAGUGGAUAUUGCACAAUUUGGUAUACAUAAUUUUGUCAUAAUCAUGGAUUAUUUUUCAAAAUGGUUAGAAAUUAUAAAAAUCAAAGAUAAAACGGCACAAUCAGUGAUAGAAGCCUUUAAGAAAUGUUUUGCAACUCAUGGAAUACCGGAGAUAAUAGUGAGUGAUAAUAUGCCUUUGGCAUCAUAUAAAUUUAAAAACUUUGCUGAGUUAUGGGGAAUUAAAUUAAUAACGUCUAGUCCACAUUAUCCUAAAAGUAAUGGACAAGCAGAAAGUGGGGUGAAAAUAGUAAAAGCGUAUCUCAGAAAAGAAGUUGAUUUAGAUACGGCGUUAUUAAAUUAUAGAACAACGAAUAUUCCAGGGGUAGGAUUGUCACCAGCACAAAUUCUUAUGGGAAGACAAUUAAGAUCGAAAAUUCCAAUAAAACAGAACAGCUUAAUUAAAAAGAGGAUCAGUAAUAAAGACAUUUUAGGUAAAUUGCGAAACAAGCAAGAAAAGUAUAAAAAGGCAUAUGAUAAGAGAACGAUGUACCAGGGUAAUUUUCGUAUAAAGCAACAAGUAUUUUAUAGAAAGGGUAAUGUAUGGGAGAAAGCGGUAAUUGUGAAAAAGUGUAAAGAGCCGAGAUCAUACAUUAUAGAAACUCAAGAAGGAAGUAGAGUGAGAAGAAAUAGUAGGGACUUAAAAGAAAAUAUUGGUAAAAGGAGAUCAAUAAUUAAUGAUGAAGUUCCAUGGGAGGAGGAAGAAAUAGAGAGAAUUCAAAAUAGUGAGGAAGGUGAAGAAAGAGUACCUACUCAGGAGACUGGAAUUGUAUUGGACAGUCAAAACCGAUCUCAGAGAGAGAAGAGAACAACGCGCGUACCAAGUAGAUUUAAGGAUUAUACUCUGUAUUAA
This is a messenger RNA of Ceratina calcarata, 3768 nucleotides long. RefSeq lists its product as uncharacterized. Gene Ontology annotation, biological process: DNA integration. The transcript has 2 exons. Lineage: Eukaryota; Metazoa; Arthropoda; Insecta; Hymenoptera; Apidae. The record is from RefSeq and is a predicted model, not a curated record. The coding region runs from base 1 to 3768 and encodes 1255 amino acids. Gene Ontology annotation, molecular function: nucleic acid binding.